Akanthomyces muscarius is the source of this 513-nucleotide messenger RNA. RefSeq lists its product as uncharacterized. NCBI's taxonomy places the organism in Eukaryota, Fungi, Ascomycota, Sordariomycetes, Hypocreales, Cordycipitaceae. Bases 1 to 513 code for a protein of 170 amino acids. The record is from RefSeq and is a predicted model, not a curated record. Gene Ontology annotation, molecular function: cullin family protein binding. Gene Ontology annotation, cellular component: nucleus; cytoplasm. The transcript has 3 exons. Gene Ontology annotation, biological process: SCF-dependent proteasomal ubiquitin-dependent protein catabolic process; mitotic cell cycle.
AUGGCCGACGCUAAGCCCAUGUCCAAGAUCUGGCUGAUCUCCAACGACGCUGCCACCAUCGAAGUCGACCGUGCCGUUGUCGAGCGCUCCAUGCUCAUCAAGAACAUGCUCGAGGAUGUCGGCGAUGACACCAUCAGCCAGACCAACCCCAUUCCCAUUCCCAACGUGAAUGAGGCCGUUCUGCGCAAGGUCAUCGAGUGGUGCAACCACCACCGCGACGACCCCGCCCAGGCGGCCGACGACGAGUCGGAUGCUCGCAAGAAGACGACUGAUAUCGACGAGUGGGACCAGAAGUUCAUGCAGGUCGAUCAGGAGAUGCUCUUCGAGAUUAUCCUCGCCUCCAACUACCUCGACAUCAAGCCACUUCUCGAUGUCGGCUGCAAGACCGUCGCCAACAUGAUCAAGGGCAAGUCGCCCGAGGAGAUCCGCAAGACGUUCAACAUUACCAACGACUUCACCCCCGAGGAGGAGGAGCAGAUUCGCCGCGAGAACGAGUGGGCCGAGGACCGAUAA